This is a messenger RNA of Cylicocyclus nassatus, 1403 nucleotides long. NCBI's taxonomy places the organism in Eukaryota, Metazoa, Nematoda, Chromadorea, Rhabditida, Strongylidae. The record is from the annotation of a GenBank genome assembly.
AUGUUCAGAAUUCUUCUGCCAGUCGCAGUCAAAGCUGGAAGCAGAGACGUUGAGAUAAUGCGUGGUUACGAGAGUGUUCGGGUGCCGACUAACCACUUGAAACCAAGUAAUUAUGAGCGACUUUGUUGGCAUCUGGAGUCUAUAGCAUUCCAUGCUUCACUCCUUUGGUCACGUUGGCUGUGGUUUCUGACUCCAGUGAACAUUAGUCGCAUGGGUUUCGCGGUGAUCGUGAUUGCUGUUCUUCGGCAAGCGAUUAUGCGUGAUGCUGUGCCGAUGGGUGGAUUAGUGCGAUAUGAGACUAGCAUGGAUUCGAUUCAAGUGAUGGACUCACGACUUGCGCAGUUUGAAAAGCGGCAGGCAAUGUGGCAGCUUGUUUACGAAGAGAAAAUACAGGAGAUGGAGAAGUCAUUGCGCGCAUCAAUCUCAGCGAUACGUGAGGAGGUUCAGAAAGCAGUUGCUGAACUGCAUUCUGAAGUUGACAAACGCCAGACUGAACAUGAAAAUGAGGCAGCAGUAAUGACAGAGGAGCUGUCAUCACUACAAAAACAAAUGUCUGACAGCCUGAAUGCAGUGGAAAACCGUUUGUCCAAUCAGCUGGCCGAGUUAGAAACUAAAAUCAAAGUCGCGAGAGAGCAUAUGCGAACGCUGAGUACCAGAAACUCUUCGAAGUCUAAUAAUGGGACUAGCACUAAUACCGCAAUGAGGAGGCAUGCUGUGAAUUUGGCCAGCAGAUCACAUGGUGCGACUAUAGUAAAAGAGUUGACUUCGAAAGCAAGUUCUUCCAAAUCAUUGUUACUGAAUUUGGUCGAUACUAUUUUCCCACUGGAAACAUAUAAUUUUGCUAUCACGGAACGCACUCACAUCACACCUUCGGAAGCUUAUUGUUUUGAUGGUUCAAAAGGAACGCUAACGAUCCGACUUUGGGCUAAUGCUACAGUGGAAGCUGUCGAGUACGAACAUGACUACUGGCGUGACGUCGUCCCUAUCAGUGCACCGGAUCGGUAUGAUGUUAUGGCUUGCCUGGACCAUGAUUGCCAUAAGAAAGCUGUGCUGGGUAAAUGUCGUUAUCCAGUUGAUGAAAAAGCUGGUCCUGCACAGUCUUGUGAAAUGCAGAAUCGAUCAGUGUCAACGGAUCAGGUGCAAAUCGUCUUUCGCACAAAUCACGGUCAGCAGUACACUUGUGUCUAUCUUUUGAGAGUUUUGAGCUGGAAGUGAGAUCUGCUGCCUUUUUCACGACUGUUUCAUGCUCGUUGUAUUGCCAAGACCUCCCCUUACAGAUGUGUUAUUGAAGAUUUUCAUUCGAUUUGCAUAUACAUCAGGAACAGGGCUCGGCACAGGGUAUUGGGUCAAGCUGGGUAUCGUUUUUUGGUACAAAAGCGAAAGGGAUAUUGUUUUUAUGGCCG